AUGACAGAAUAUGAGCAGGAAUUUGUGAGACCCAGUAGAUAUGCUUGGGAAUGUGUUUCAACUGAAGCUAUAAUGUGUAAAAGAUUUGAAGACUGUUUGAAUGAAGACAUUAAGUUGUUAGUCAGGAUUCUGGAAAUAAAAGAGUUUGUGGUACUCGUUGAGCGAGCAUACAAAGCUGAGGAACUUGGGAAAGAGAAAAGAAAAGCUAACUUUAAAGCUAGAGAUUCGCGAAAAAGAUCAUCGAAUCAUUUCAUCCGUGAAUGUCUUGAGUUGGUCGAGCAAGCUGCAGUGCAGAAUACGAGGCCGAGUAACACUGCAGCUAGAGGUAGACCACCCAGAAACACGGGUAAUGUGAAUGGUAGCCGGAGGGGAACUAAAGACACUGUUGUUAGAUCUGAAGCCUGCGCACCUGUCAGAGCUUAUGUUAUUCGCGCUCGUGAAGAAGUUUGGUCUCCAAAUGUUAUUACCGGUACUUUCACACUCUAUGAUAUUAGUGUUGUUGCAUUGAUUGAUCCAGGGUCAACUCUUUCUUAUGUAUGUGAGACUUUAGUAUCCAAUGAUUUGAAUGGUUUACCAGUAAUGAUUUCUUCGAUGUUAGCUCGAACAUAUGUGAGAAAGGGUUGUGAAGCUUAUUUUGCCUAUGUACUCGACUCUAAAGUGAUCAAAAAGAAGAUUGAAUCAGUACCAGUUGUGUGUGAGUAUCCAGAUAUAUUUCCUGAAGAGCUACGGGGACUACCACCGAUUCAAAAAGUUGAAUUUGGUAUUAAACUAGUGCCGGGAACUACUCCGAUAUCAAUAGCUCCAUAUAGAAUGGCUCCGACCGAGUUAAAAGAAUUGAAAUAUCAGUUGCAAAAGUUGAUCGAUAGAGGAUUUGCACGACCAAGUUUCUCUCCCUGGGGUGCUCCGAAAUAUAUAAAUCUACGACAGCAAAGAUGGUUAGAAUUGUUAAAAGAUUAUGAGCUAGUGAUUGACUAUCAUCCAAGAAAGGCCAAUGUUGUUGCUGAUGCUUUAAGUCGGAAACCUUUGUUUGCUCUACAUGCAAUGAAUACUCAGUUGGCUCUAUCUGAUGACGACUCGAUUAUAGCUGAAUUAAAAGCAAGACUGUUAUUUAUGCAAUAG
Messenger RNA from Gossypium raimondii (Peruvian cotton), 1119 nucleotides. RefSeq lists its product as uncharacterized. The transcript has 4 exons. Bases 1 to 1119 code for a protein of 372 amino acids. The record is from RefSeq and is a predicted model, not a curated record. NCBI's taxonomy places the organism in Eukaryota, Viridiplantae, Streptophyta, Magnoliopsida, Malvales, Malvaceae.